This is a messenger RNA of Oryzias melastigma (Indian medaka), 2196 nucleotides long. Its product is annotated as enhancer of mRNA-decapping protein 3. The transcript is spliced from 7 exons. Gene Ontology annotation, molecular function: mRNA binding. Gene Ontology annotation, cellular component: P-body. The record is from RefSeq and is a predicted model, not a curated record. Lineage: Eukaryota; Metazoa; Chordata; Actinopteri; Beloniformes; Adrianichthyidae. Gene Ontology annotation, biological process: deadenylation-independent decapping of nuclear-transcribed mRNA; P-body assembly. Bases 134 to 1546 code for a protein of 470 amino acids.
CAAAACAAACUGAGCACGUGGGGGAAAGAGGAAGUGACGUAGCGCACGGAAACAAGCACAAACAACAAGCUUCAGGCCUAGCUUCUUUUGACUCUUUGGUGAGCAAUUCUGUCGAAGGUAUAUCGCGAGCAGAAUGGCCACAGACUGGUUGGGCAGCGUUGUGUCGAUAAACUGUGGGGUGAUGUUGGGAAUAUAUCAAGGAGAGGUGUCAUCUGUUGACCAUGCCAGUCAGACCAUCUCACUCAAACAGCCCUACCGUAAUGGAGUGAGGUGUCCCGUUCCUGAGGUCACAUUUAGUGCCAUGGAUAUCAAGGAAUUGAAGUUCUUAGAUAUCCAGAAUACAGUCAACAAGACCAGCGCUGAGCAGGGAUGCGCUCCACAAACCAUUUCAGCCGGUCAUCCCACGCAGAGCAACAAAGCGACUAAUUCAACAAAUGAGAAUUCUCGUUCCAGCACAGCUCCGAUCACUAUCCUACGGAGAGCACCAACAGGUUCAUCAAACAGCAGAGGGGCGACUCAUGGCACGCAAAGGAGAAGUGGCGUUCGGAACGGAUUUGCUGGAGGCUCUGUGAGGUCAAAGGAUGAUGAAUGCUUCGGCGAAGGGACCGAUGAAGGCCUGGACACCGACUUCGACUUUGAGGCAAACCUGGCUCUAUUUGACAAAGCGGCUGUUUUCUCCAAGAUCGACGGGAUCAAAGGCCACAAGGCACAGCAUCACAGCACCCAGACUGAACAGAAGCCCCAAUCCUACCGCCAUGAUGAGAAUAUUCUGGAGAGGAAGCCUGUCAUAUACAGACAGAUUAAGGUGCCUCAGCAUGGGGGAAAGGAGUACUGUACAGACUCGGGCCUGGUCGUUCCCAGCAUUCCCUAUGAGCUUCAUAAGCGUCUGCUUGUGACGGCAGAGCGUUGGGGUCUGACGGUAGAGCGCAGGCUGGAGACCAUUGGUGUUUGUUCCAGUCAGAUGGCUUUGUCACUGCUGGGAGGACCAAACAGACUGACCCCCAAAAACGUCCACCAGAGGCCAACGGUUGUCCUUCUGUGCGGCCCCCACAUUCAAGGAGCCCAAGGAGUCAGUUGCGGGCGACAUCUAGCCAACCAUGAAGUCGAGGUUAUCGUGUUCCUGCCAAACUUUGUCAAAAUGCAGGAGUCGGUCACCAGCGAGGUCAGCCUUUACAGCAGAACAAGUGGCCUGCAGGUGUCCAGCAUCAAAGAACUCCCUUCGAGUCCGGUCGAUUUGGUCAUCCACUGUCUGGACAGCCACGAGAACCCACUGAUGAGAGAACAGUCCUGGUACCAGUCCGCUGCCGACUGGGCCAACAGGAACCGGGCUCCAGUCCUAAGCAUUGAUCCCCCGGCCAACGAUGGGCCUCAGGCUGUGGAGGCGAAGUGGGCCCUGUCUCUCGGACUUCCUCUGCCUUUAGCGGAGAGCGAGAGCCGCCUCUACCUGUGCGAUAUUGGCAUUCCCAAGCUGGUCUUCCAAGAAGUUGGAAUCAGUUACCACUCGCCGUUUGGAUGUAAAUUCGUCAUCCCUCUUCACCCAGCAUAGUAAAGCAGAGGGGGAGAAGCACACCUUUGUAAUCAUUUUUUUUUUAAAGUUUUUUUUUGACAAAUUUCCAAAAACUGAACUGUGCACAAGCUCCACAGUAAUCCUCUCAGCAGUUGCCACUUGUUACUCUUAUUUUUUGGAAGAAAAUGUUUCCUGUUCUCUCUUUGUUUUGACAAGGGCUCAUUGCUGAUGUGAAUAUGUUUACAGAAAGCCGACCACUUCGCCUGUUUUACUUGUGACUCGUAUUGUUAGACUCAGCAACAGGAGCACAGUUCCUGUUUUAGAUUCCAGCAGUGCAGCUCAGCCUGAAGAUGGCUCCACUGUCCUUCAUCUUCCAAUGCCGAUAAUGAGGGGAGUCAUUGCUCACUGCUGCAAAAAACACUUUCAUUUCACCUCAGAAAGGUGCUAUUCGUCCAGUACUGUAGCAGUUGUAGCGUUUGUAAAGAUUAUACAGUAUUUAUAUUUGUAUUUAUUUUUGGAAUACUUCUCAGGAAUGCAACGUGAAGAGAAUAUUUGUAUUUAACUGUGUUUUGAGCUUAAUGUAAUGGAACUUAAUUUAGAAACAACCAACUGAGACCACUGAAAGAUUUAUGUUUCUGUCGUUCAAGAGAGAAAACAUCACUUGUAGCAUCAUAAAGUUUCAAGGAUUA